Molecule: messenger RNA, 279 nt
Organism: Suillus subaureus
Lineage: Eukaryota; Fungi; Basidiomycota; Agaricomycetes; Boletales; Suillaceae
Exons: 1
Source: RefSeq, a predicted model, not a curated record
GAAGUUUACCAAGUUCAUUGGCUUUGGGCAAAGGCCCUAUGGGAUCGAUGGAAGGAAGAAAUGACAUUGGUCCAAUUGGAGAUGGAUUGGACAUGCAACUUUUUCUUGUGGGAAGCAACCCAAUGGGGCGACAGGAUGUGGGAAUCAUUGGUGAAACACCUUCCAGGUCAUUCAUGCUACUCAGGAAGGCAAUCCCAAAUGUAUUCAUUACUGGUGCAGGAUGCCCAGGCGGCAUUUCAAGACCUGCAGAGUGGGUUCAUAGACACUCAAGAUGAAUGA